Entelurus aequoreus (snake pipefish) is the source of this 5830-nucleotide messenger RNA. Its product is annotated as potassium voltage-gated channel subfamily H member 5-like. The record is from RefSeq and is a predicted model, not a curated record. Gene Ontology annotation, molecular function: voltage-gated potassium channel activity. Gene Ontology annotation, cellular component: membrane. Gene Ontology annotation, biological process: regulation of membrane potential; potassium ion transmembrane transport. Lineage: Eukaryota; Metazoa; Chordata; Actinopteri; Syngnathiformes; Syngnathidae. The transcript is spliced from 13 exons. The coding region runs from base 73 to 3069 and encodes 998 amino acids.
CCAGUGGGAGAGUGAGUUCCGCUACCAUGGUCUUCUCUCCCGGCAGAGCUGCAGCACCCCAGCCACGGCAGCAUGCCGGGCGGCAAGAGAGGCCUGGUGGCGCCGCAGAACACUUUCCUGGAGAACAUCGUCCGGAGGUCCACUGAGACCAGCUUCCUGCUGGGCAACGCUCAGAUUGUGGAGUGGCCCGUCGUCUACAGCAAUGACGGAUUCUGCAAAUUGUCUGGAUUUCACCGAGCAGAUGUCAUGCAGAAGAGCAGCACCUGCAGUUUUAUGUACGGAGAACUGACGGACAAGAAGACCAGCGACAAAGUGCGGCUGACCUUCGACAACUAUGAGUCCAACUGCUUCGAGAUCCUCCUGUACAGGAAAAACCGAAGUCCGGUGUGGUUCUACAUGCAAGUGGCUCCAAUCAGGAACGAGAACGACAAGGUGGUCCUGUUCCUGUGCACCUUCAAGGACAUCACGCUCUUCAAGCAUCCCAUCGAGGACGAAACCACCAAAGGUUGGACCAAGUUUGCGCGGCUGACCCGGGCGCUGACCCAAAAUCGCCCCGCGCUGCAACAGCUAGCGCCCAUCAGCAAGCAUGAAGUCAGCCACAAGCAGUCCAGACUGGCCGAGGUCCUGCAGCUCAACUCGGACAUCCUCCCUCAGUACAAGCAGGAGGCCCCCAAGACGCCGCCCCACAUCAUCCUGCACUACUGCACCUUCAAGACCACGUGGGACUGGGUCAUCCUCAUCCUCACCUUCUACACGGCCAUCAUGGUGCCCUACAACGUCUCCUUCAAGACCAAGCAGAACAACAUCGCCUGGCUGGUGCUGGACAGCGUGGUGGACGUCAUCUUCCUGGUGGACAUCGUCCUCAACUUCCACACCACCUUCGUGGGGCCCGGCGGCGAGGUCAUCUCCGACCCCAAGCUGAUCCGCAUGAACUACCUGAAGACCUGGUUUGUCAUCGACCUGCUGUCCUGCCUCCCCUAUGACAUCAUCAACGCCUUCGAGAACGUCGACGAGGGUAUCAGCAGCCUGUUCAGCUCUCUGAAGGUGGUCCGUUUGUUGCGUUUGGGCCGGGUGGCCAGGAAACUGGACCACUACCUGGAGUAUGGAGCUGCUGUUCUAGUUCUCCUGGUCUGCGUCUUUGGACUGGUGGCCCACUGGCUAGCCUGCAUCUGGUACAGCAUCGGAGACUACGAGGUCAUCGACGAGGCCACCAACACCAUUAAGAUGGACAGCUGGCUGUACCAGCUGGCCAUCAACAUCGGGUCGCCGUACCGCUACAACGCCAGCGGUUCUGGCCAAUGGGAGGGCGGUCCCGGCAAGGAUUCUCUGUACAUCACCUCGCUUUACUUCACCAUGACCAGCUUGACCACCAUCGGCUUCGGGAACAUCGCUCCCACCACAGAUGGGGAGAAGAUCUUCUCGGUGGCUAUGAUGAUGGUGGGAUCUCUACUCUACGCCACCAUCUUCGGCAACGUGACCACCAUCUUCCAGCAGAUGUACGCCAACACCAACCGCUACCACGAGAUGCUCAACAACGUGCGCGACUUCCUCAAGCUCUACCAGGUGCCCAAGGGCCUGAGCGAGCGCGUCAUGGACUACAUCGUCUCCACGUGGUCCAUGUCCAAAGGCAUCGACACGGAAAAGGUGCUCUCCAUCUGUCCCAAGGACAUGCGGGCUGACAUCUGUGUCCACCUCAACCGCAAGGUCUUCAACGAGCACCCGGCCUUCCGGCUGGCGAGCGACGGCUGCCUGCGCUCCCUGGCGGUGGAGUUCCAGACCACGCACUGUGCCCCGGGCGACCUCAUCUUCCACGCCGGCGAGAGCGUGGACACUCUGUGUUUCGUGGUGUCCGGGUCGCUGGAGGUCAUCCAAGACGACGAGGUCAUCGCCAUCUUAGGUAAAGGCGACGUGUUCGGCGACGUCUUCUGGAAGGAAACCACGCUGGCCCACGCCUGCGCCAACGUGCGGGCGCUGACGUACUGCGACCUGCACGUCAUCAAGAGGGAGGCGCUGCUCAAGGUGUUGGACUUCUACACGGCCUUUGCCAACUCCUUCUCCAGGAACCUCAUCCUCACCUGCAACCUGCGCAAGAGGAUCAUCUUCCGAAAGAUCAGCGAGGUGAAAAAGGAGGAGGAGGAGCGCCAGCGAGCCAAGAACGAGGUGCAGCUCACCAUCCCUCAGGACCAUCCCGUCCGCAAGCUCUUCCAGAAGUUCAAACAGCAGAAAGAGCUGCGGAACCAGGGCGGCGGCGCCUCCUCGCAGUCGGACGUGGACAAGAACCAGCACCUGCACGCUCACGGCCUGCAGCUGGGCCACUCCAGCCUGCAGCGAGCGCACCUGCAAAACGGAGCUCCGCCCAGCAGCAGCGUGCUCACCGUGUCUCAGGUGGUCUACAGCGAGACCCCCGCCAAACAGAACGACGCGCUGGACCUGCGGCCUGCUGAGCAGAGCGUCAGCUUAAAGGUGUGCACCAGCCCUACGCCGGCGCACACAAUGCUCAGGACCAGCGGCUGGAUGCGUCUGAAAAGCAACGUGGCGCCCCCUGAGGCACGCCAUCUUGACGGGCUGAACAACAAGGCUGUUUCCGUGGAGAUGCUCUCCCAGGAGGUCAAGGUUCAGGAGAGAGGGCAGGGUGGUGAUAUUGAGGAAGGGGGCCUGUCCGGCGCCAACCCGCUACGUAAGACAGACUCGUGCGACAGCGGCAUCACCAAAAGCGAGCUGCGCAUUGACCGGGCCGGAGAGGCGCGCACCCCCGCAGCCACCACCCCUUUCCUGCACAGUCCGCCCUCUGCGACAUCCCCUCACCCCUUCUGCCCCAUCCCCGAGCAAGCCUUGCAGGCGGCGUUGCAUGAGACUCGGCUGGAGCUCAGGGAGGACAUCCACAGUGUGUGCGGCCGUCUGGGGGCGUUGGAGGGUCAAGUGGCCGAGAUCAUCACACUUCUGUCGGACAAGCGGCGGUCGUCUAUGACGCCGCCAAUCGCCCCGGCCCCCACCCCCAAGACCAAAAUACAGCGGCAGGACAUUUUUACGGUUUCCAGGCCCGUCUCGCCUGACUCUGCAGACAGCUGAGCCAUUGAUGGGACGGAGCCAGAGCCUCUUGCGUCCUGGGUCUACUCACGUUGCUGCUCCAAACGUUAGCAUUUGCACACUGAUUGUACAUACCCGUCUUUGCACGUCCAGCUGGGUUCUGGCCACACACACUCAGUGCAUGCAGAGGAACAUCUUUUUGUCCAGGCGGACAUUCAGGGUCUAGUAGCACCACCAAGACUGAAGGAGCAUGUCCAAAGUCUGGUUUCCUCUCUUUGCCUGCGAUGUGAAACACUCCCAACAGGCAACUGAAAUAUUGAAGUCUCUUUUGUACAUUGAUUAAUAACCGUCUCUAUUUUUGAUGUCCACUCCUCAAAGCUCGUUCGGUUCGUGUCCGCUCACACCGAGCAGCGAAAGCGUCUAGCAACCAAGUUUGGACUUCACACACCUGAUAGCUAGUACGUUAUUUUUAUAUACAGUUCUAGAGUUGAACACAGCAUUAAGUACAAGUCAUUGAAGUAUCCUUCGCUGCUCUUUAGUGGGCUGUCAUUGAUCUCAGAGCUUUGAUUAGGAGCACCUCAAGGCUCCGGUUUAGAGCCCCUUUUGUAGUUCUUCUAUUUGAUAUAUAUAUUUAUAGCUUACAUGCACGCUUUAUGAGAUUAAAUGUUUGGCUUACCUCCAUCCAUCCAUUAUUAUUCCUGCGCUUAUCCGAAGCCGGGUCGUGCGGGCAGCAGCCUAAGCAGAGAAGCCCAGACUUCCCUCUCCCCAGCCACUUCGUCCAGCUCUUCCCGGGGGAUCCCGAGGCGUUCCCAGGACAGCCGUUUCCUAGGUCUUCCCCGUGGCCUCCUACCGAUCGGACGCCGCCUAAACACCUCCCCAAGGAGGCGUCCGGUGGGCAUUCUGACCAGAUGCCCGAACCACUUCAUCUGGCUCCUGUGGAUGUGGAGGAGCAGCUACUUUGAACUCGUCCCGAAUGACAGAGCUUCUCACCUUAUCUUUAAGGGAGAGCCCUGGCGUUUUGGCCGCUUGUACCCGUGAUCUUGUCCUUUCGGUCAUAACCCAAAGCUCAUGACCAUAGCUGAGGAUAGGGACGUAGAUCGACCGGUAAAUUGAGAGCUUUCCCUUCUGGUCCAGCUCCUUCUUCACCACGACGGAUCGAGGCAGGGUCCGCAUUACUGAAGACGCUGCACCGAUCCACUCUUCUCUCACUCGUGAACAAAACCCUAAGCUACUUGAACUCCUUCACCUAGGGCAAAAUCACCUCCACAAUCUAGGGAUGGCACUCCACCCUUUUCCCGGUGAGAACCAUGCGCUGAUUCUCACCCCAGUCGCUUCACCCGAUCCAGUGAGAUCUGAAGAUCCUGGCCAGAUGAAGCCAGCAGGACCGCAUCAUUUGUGGAGACCUCGUCCUGCAGCCUCCCGGCGAAGUCAUCUUGCUCGUUUUAAAGGCACAAAGCUGUAGUUCACACCCCAAACCCGUAGAGGGCGACAUAUAGGCAGCAGGUGUGUGCUGCUCCUGUAAGAAACAAGGUAGCGCUACGCCGGGGAAAACAUGACAAUAGUGAUGCAUAUUUCUCUCCAUUGGAAUCAGGAAAGGCGCCACCUGCUGGUUGUUUGUGCGGUGGACCUCUGCCACAGCGGGGGGCGCAAGUGCCUUGCUCAGCGGCUCCUCUGCAGCAUUUUCAGAGCAUUUCGACACUUUUAGAGGGUCGGAUGCGGUGCAGAGCUAUGCAACUCUUAUCGAUGAACACGAACCGAUGGUCACGGUUUGUUUAACAAUGCCUAUGCUUAUGAGGUUAUCCCGUCAGAGCGCCCCCUGCCUGUGUUUGAAGGAAGUUUUUAUUCACCGUCCAGACUCGGAUGUCAGGAUUUGGUCAUGGAGGCCCCUCGCUCUCUGUCCUUAUUGCUCCAUUUCCAAACGGUAGAGAAGCGAUUCAUUCCUGGGUGGAUCUCGCCUCUCUGUGGUCACAGUCGGAAUUGCCACAAAACACAUUUUAAGAUAUUUAAACACCAGUGGACAGUGUGCCACUCCAAAUUUGUCACUUUUCACGUGUCGGGUAAACCGCGAAGACUAGGGCCGUAUGAAUCCCCUUCCAUGCUAACACGCUAAACAGGAUUAUGAAUGCUACAAGCUGACUAUAAUCUUUACAUGAAGAUUAAAAAAAUAAUAAACUAGCGACGUUAGUGAAGCCGAGUUAGCGUUGUUAGCUCAUGAAGCCAGCGGCGUUUGCCCUCUUUUUCCUCUUCCAAACUUUUUCUUUGAGAGAGUUGACAUCUAAAUUAAAAACCAUACAAUUAUAUUUUGUUAACGUUCCAGAAAAUGACUUCCCUAAUAAUCAGAUGAAUUUGCUUUGAUGCCCAAAAAAACACAUUUUUUGUUCCUGCCUUCCACUGUUGAUCAAACUAAUUGAUCUUCCAACAUCCCAGAAUGUUCAUUCGAGGUCUGUCCUUAGAAAAUAUGAUACAAAGAACGUAUCAUUUUAGACACUUCUGACAAGCACUUGAAUGUUGUCUUUCUUUUUUAACAAAACAUCUUUCUAUUUACUGUUUUUUGUUGUUCAGACUCGACUGAAACUUGACUUGCUUCCUCCGCAUGUUUGCUGAGAGGUCAUCCAUGUUUGAGUGCAAGCAGAUGUUGUCUCAAGUGGAAUACUUCAUAAUCAAUCAAUGAUAAUAUUGAUAAUAAAUACACCCUGUAGAUCGGCGGUGGUUGUCAAACUUUUUCGCCAAGUAGCCCCUGAGAAAACAACAUGUCCCUCCAAGUACCACCAUAAUGACCAGCAUUCAAAUAAAGUAGCAAAAU